This is a messenger RNA of Bombus huntii, 3556 nucleotides long. RefSeq names its product integrator complex subunit 9 (gene IntS9). Gene Ontology annotation, cellular component: integrator complex. The transcript is spliced from 10 exons. Gene Ontology annotation, biological process: snRNA processing. The record is from RefSeq and is a predicted model, not a curated record. Lineage: Eukaryota; Metazoa; Arthropoda; Insecta; Hymenoptera; Apidae. The coding region runs from base 139 to 2124 and encodes 661 amino acids.
AUUAUUAAAUGGAAAAAUUAUACAAGUUUGCUUGAAUUAGCAAAUACAUUACAUUAGUGGUUAUGUUCUUAAUAUAUAUGCCGGAUCAAAACAUACUUGUUCAUAUUUGUAUCGAUAGCAUAAAAUAUAACGUUUAAGAUGAAACUGUAUUGUUUAUCGAGUGAACCAACAAAACCAUGUUUGGUUCUAAGUUUCAAAGGAAUUACUUUAAUGUUAGAUUGCGGCUUAAAUAUGCAAUCUGUAUUACAUUUCAUGCCAAUGCCUAUGGUUCCCAGCACCAAAUUUAAUUCUUUACCUUUGUGGCUUCCACGUGAUAAUCAUCAAGAUUGGCAAAUAGAAGGGGAACUAAAAGAAUGUUGCGGCAGAGUAUUUGUAGAUUCGACCCCUGAAUUUUCUCCACCUUUGGAGAAAAUAGUAGACUUUUCAGAAAUUGAUGCCAUUUUGAUAUCAAAUUAUACUUGUAUGUUGGCUCUGCCAUUUAUAACAGAGGACACUGGUUUCAAAGGCAUUAUUUAUGCUACGGAACCAACAUUACAAAUUGGACGAUUCUUUAUGGAGGAACUAGUAGAAUUCAUUGAACAAACUCCGAAAGCUACAUUAGCCAAACAUUGGAAGGAAAUGUUACAUGUAUUACCUCCUCCAUUAGCUGAUGCUCUUAAGCCAAAAUCUUGGAAACAUAUAUAUUCGAUAUCAGCAGUUAAUACUUCUUUAUCAUAUAUCCAAACAGUUGGAUAUGAUCAAAAAUUGGAUAUAUAUGGUGCAUUAACAGUCACUCCUAUAAGCUCCGGAUAUUGUUUGGGUAGCAGUAAUUGGUUAAUUUCAUGUGACCAUGAAAAGGUUGCAUUUGUAAGUGGAUCCUCAACAUUGACAACACAUCCUCGGCCUAUGGAACAAGCUACUUUGAAACAUGCUAAUAUGUUAAUAUUAACUGGUUUAACUCAAACACCUACUGCAAAUCCAGAUACUAUGCUUGGAGAACUGUGUAUGACUGUUGCUAUAACACUCAGAACUGGCGGAUGUGUUUUAAUACCGUGUUAUCCAUCUGGAGUUGUAUAUGAUUUAUUUGAAUGCCUUAGUACUCAUUUGGAUAAGUCUGGUUUUUCACAAGUUCCUUUAUUUUUUAUAUCACCAGUAGCUGAAACAUCUUUAGCAUAUUCAAAUAUUUUAGCUGAAUGGUUGUCAACAAAUAAACAAAAUAAAGUUUAUCUUCCUGAGGAACCAUUUCCACAUGCUUUUCUUGUUAAAAAUGCCAGAUUAAAACAUUUUACAUCUAUAUAUGCUGAAGGUUUUAGUUCUGAUUAUAGACAACCUUGUGUUGUCUUUUGUGGUCAUCCCAGUCUUAGAUUUGGAGAUGCAGUUCAUUUUGUUCAGUUAUGGGGUAAUAAUCCACAACAUACCAUAAUUUUCACAGAACCAGAUUUUCCAUAUUUAGAUGCUUUGGCACCAUUUCAACCAUUAGCUAUGAAAGCAGUGCAUUGUCCAAUUGACACAUCUCUUAAUUUUACUCAAGCUAAUAAAUUAAUUAGGGAUUUGAAACCAGAACAUUUAGUUAUACCUGAGUGUUAUACACAACCACCAAUAACUGCUCCACAUAGAACAGAUCUUGUUAUAGAACCUGUAGGGGAAAAACCUUUAAUCACUUUCAAAAGAGGUGAAGUUAUAAAAUUGCCUUUAAAAAGGAAGAAAGGACGGGUGUUUAUUGAGCCUGAAUUAGCUGGAAAUAUAAUUCCUAAUGAAAUUCGUCCUGGUUUAAGUCUUGCCUCUGUUACUGGUGAACUGGAAGUUAAGGAUAACGUAUAUACAAUAAAAAGCAUUGAAGAUAGACCUAGUGGAAAACGUAAAGCGUCUUCUAGUUCACCUGCACCAAUUAAGGAAGAAGUUCUUAAAGAAAGAAAACAUGAGUAUGGCAAUUUGGAUCCACAAGAACUCCUUCAAAAGCUUAAUCAAGAAGGUAUUCAAGGAGCCAAGUUACAACAUAGUCCAACUGCGACCAGUAUUCAUUUACAAGAUGAAGAUACUUUGAUUCAAAUAGGGGAUAAUUCGACACAUAUAUUUUGUAACGGUGAUCAAAAGAUUAGGAGACGAUUAAGGACUAUUAUUAUGCAGUGCCUUAAGAGAUUUUAAAAUAAGAAGUAAAUACUAUUAUUCUUUUAUAUAAUUACAAUUUUAUUAUAAUUUAGUUUUAUUUAUAAGUGAGAUUUUGACUUAUAUAGCACACAGAAUAAUAUUCUUCUCAUCCUAAGUACUUUCGAUUAAUCAUAAGCUACAAAGAUAUAUGUUAAUAUAUCUUCUUGCCUUUAUCUUGCAUAUAUAGGAUGUGAAACUUAAUGUGUUACAAAAUAAUAUUUCAGAGGCUACAAAAGGUACGCGAAAUCUUACGAUCGUAUAACGAUCAUUUUAAAUAUUUAUAUUUGUUUGACUCAUUUACUAAUGAUUAAAAUAAUCAUAUAUACAUAAUUAUAUAUAUAGUAUUGAGAAAAUAGAAUGAAAAUAGCAAGCGCUGUCAUAGCAUAGCACAAUAAAAUCCUUGGUAUAAAAUAGUUUCAGUUAUCUUAUAAUGCAAUAAUUACAUUCAAUAGUUACAAUUAAAAACUUCGCACUUACUGUUGUAAUAUUUUGUAACAAAGCAAGCAUUACAUCUUAUAUAUACAUAUAUACAUACACGUCGAUCUAUACAUAAUCUUUACAAAUACAAUAGUUAAGAGCAUGGCAGUAUUACAUAAUUUAUUUCAUUUAUAUCUUUUCAUGCCAUAAAAUACUUGAGUGAAUUCAUUAAAAAUCUUACGCAAAAAAUGUUACGGAAAAAAUAUUAUAAAAUACUAUAUCGUCUUAUUCAAAACCAUAUAACUUAUAGUUAUAUGUAAGACAGAACACAUCAUUUGAGGGAAAAUUUGUUUAUAGUACUCUAUUUUAACAGUGUCUUUUAUUUCAUACUACUGUGUCCAUUUUGUAUUUUUGAUAAGAUACUAAUUAAAUAAUACUAUUUAACUAAUAAAUUAAAUAACAAUAUUUUUAUAAAAAAAUUUUGUGGGAGUUCGAAAUUAUAUGAAUAUAUUUCACAGAUCUAAUUAAAUAUAGAAAAAUGGUACAAAAAAGUUAUACCAUUUGUUAAUAUUGUUAAUAUAAGAUUAUAUUAAUUUCUAUGCUUUGUAAAUAUACUUCCUAAAAUUACUGCACUAUUUUUGCUACAUUCUGAAUGCAAAACGAAUUUUAGUAUUUAUUUCAACACAUUUUAUAGUAUCUAUAUUAUCACUUAACUAAUGAAAAAUUAAUCUACAUGUUACAAAAUGGCAAAUGUAGUAUUAAUAAAAAAUAUAUGUUAUUAAUGUUAAAUUAGUAACAUAAAUUAGUAAAGUAUUAAAAAAAUGUUAUUAAGUUAUAAAUAUAAGGAAGUAAAAUUUCAUUAUAUUAUGUACUGUUAGGUGUGCUUAAUUAUUAGCAUUUUCAAAACAUAAGUUCCAGUUUUAUAUCUUACCACGUAUAUUUUUAUGAAGUUUUAUAUAUUUUUCUUGAAAUGUAAACAUCUGAAUUUUUUAUAUGCAUUCAGAAUACAGCA